Messenger RNA from Quercus lobata, 1074 nucleotides. RefSeq lists its product as uncharacterized. The record is from RefSeq and is a predicted model, not a curated record. The transcript is spliced from 3 exons. Lineage: Eukaryota; Viridiplantae; Streptophyta; Magnoliopsida; Fagales; Fagaceae. The coding region runs from base 1 to 1074 and encodes 357 amino acids.
AUGAUUAGGUCCCUACCCUCGUCUGACAGAAAAUGGAAGACAGAGUUUUUCUUCAUCUCCGGCUCCUGGGCUGGGAAUCCUUUGGACGUUGGUCGGGACACAUUUGGCCGUUAUACUGGGGACCUAGGGAACCUUCGUCCUGAGGGUGAGGAGGAUCGUCUUGAGGCCCAAACUCAGAUUCGUUCGUCUGCUGGGGACAAGAGGAAGUCCCUACCAAAAAACUUGGAUCUGGGAAGUCUCCCCAGUCGUCGUGACAAAAGGGCUAAGCAUGGGUCAUCUAAAGUAACUAAGCCUAUCCUUCCUCAGUUCCAUCCUUCCGUCCAAACAAUUGAUGUGGAUGUGUCCACGCCGAUUGAGACUAUCUCAUCCAAGACCCCUCCUAGGACGACUACAUCUGUCUCAUCUCAGCCUCCUCCAAAGGUUCCCUCGAACAUUAUUGAAAAGGAGGACUUGGCUUGGGAACGCUUCGGGGAAGCUAUGAAGGACAAAGACAUAAAUGUCUGUUACGACAUGUCCCUCAAGGAUUUUGAACAUUCAGGUGUUCAUGAUCUUUUUAAGGCCAUGUCUAAGUUCAUCGCAGCGUCUAGGCAGGCCACUGAGAUGGACAAGACGAGGAUCUUAUUGGAGACGACAAUCCAAAAUGUGAGGGACGAGAGUAAAAAUUGGGCUGAGAUAGCUGCCAAGUCUAAGGAGAAGGCAACGGAGCAUCAAAAAUUGAUCGAGGAGUUGAGAGCUGAUAUAGUGGAGAAAGAUACUCGUCUUGAUCAUAUUCAAAAGAAGAACGACGAGUUGAGUACUCUUCUCUCCAAGGCGAAAGAAGAUGCAGUUGCGGAGUUCAAGGCGUCCAAAGAAUUUACGGACUUAUUGGAUUGUAACUAUGCAGCAGGUUUUAAGGAUUUCAGGUUGGACGCUAUUGAAAACUUCCCUGAAGUGGACUUCAGCUCUAUCAAGCUUAAUUUGAAUGCUGCUACCAGUUCUCUUCUUCAAACCAGCUCCGAGGACGUUAAUUUGGAGGACGAUGCUUCUACUCAGCCGUCCAAGGAAGAUCCCAAGGUGGAUGCCCCCCCUGCUUAA